Messenger RNA from Symbiodinium sp. CCMP2456, 1224 nucleotides. NCBI's taxonomy places the organism in Eukaryota, Dinophyceae, Suessiales, Symbiodiniaceae. The record is from the annotation of a GenBank genome assembly.
AUGUCAAGCAUCCGGCCGCUCUUGGUGACAGAGUCGGAUGCCGAUAUCCAGAACCAGCCGAAGCAUGAAACAGCUGAAUUGUCGGAGCUUGAAGCGGUGAAAGCUUCUGCGACUGGGGAAUCGGACUUCAGCACAGCUCCUAGGAUCAGGGGCGUAAUUUCAGACACUUCGGCGACAUCGGGUGCGGGUGUGAAGAAGAAGUCCAUGCGGAGGCUUUGGAGUCUGGUGCAGGAGCGAGUGUCCACUUUUCAGAUGCAGCAAAACACUGGCGAUGGCCUCAUCCUGGCUUUGGUGCGCACCCGAGAUCAAAUCUUUUCAGAUACCCUCUACACGGAGGACACGACGCAUGAAGUUCUGCAACUGGUCUUGGUGUUGUGGCUUCACGCAGCUUCACUGACUUUGCAGUUUGGCUUGACAUAUCAUCUGUACUUCACCACAGUGGAUGGGUUGGCAGCUCCGUUCAGCAGUGGCAUCGCUGACAAGAUGGAGGCGAUACGGCAUGCGCUUGAUCACGAUCCGCCUGUUCCACUCUCGAAGGACGACCUGGUGCAGAAAGAUGCGCUGGACCUGUGCUUACAGCAGCACGCCCUUGGACUUACGCAUCUCAUGGUGCUGUCGCUCUGGGGCGCGCGGAUGGUGGCCGAGGUCUCUGAGCUGCUGAACAGCGGCACCAUUUUAAGCUUGAUCGCAGAUCCAGACCCGACGCAAAAUGGCUUUCUCGAGGAGAGAGACGAUGGAAAGAUGCUCGUUUCCCACAUGAGUCUGAUGAUGAAAGUGGCGUGCAUCAUAUUGGUGAUCAUCCCAAAACUGGUUUGCACCAGUUUCUUGAUGUGGACAGGUGGAAAGAUGUUCAUGCUGACCCACACCAUGGGAUCCCUCAUCAUCCCGUUGCUGACACUGACCUACAUCUUGCAAAUUCCCGCCAUCCUGUUUACUGGUUUCUCUUCCUUCAAGUUCAAGGAGAAGGUUCAGCUGACGCUGUACCAGUACAAGAUUGCGCUUUGCUAUAAUUCGGCGAACUGUCAGAUGUGGGGGCUCACGGUGAUCAAAGCAGCAGCAACAUUUUGCUAUGUCUUCUUCAUCUACGUGCUGGCUUUCGGUGAUGUCACGGAGUACCGCAAUCUCUGCACCAGGUAUUUGACUAUCUUCCCAACGGGCCGGUGUAGUUUUCGAUGUCAAUUGGGCAUAACGAGCCCGGAGCACAUGCAUACUCGGGCGGACUAG